CAAGCAAAAGUACCUGGCCUCUGCAGAAAGAGCUUCGCUCGCCAAAACCCUCAAAAUGACAGACGCUCAAGUCAAGACCUGGUUCCAAAACCGACGCACGAAAUGGCGUAAUAAUAUCCGCCUCUUAUUUUAUUUUCUUUCCCCCUCCGAAUGCGAGAAGCGGGGCGGGAACAAAAUUCGUAAUAAUUCCCGGGUUGCGCCGAAACGUUCCGGCCAAUAUCACGCGAGCCGCCGUAGGCCCAACGGGGAUAUUUUUCUUGGUCAUCCCGACCCUAAGGACGAUUCUCAUGCCAUUGAUGGGAUUCAUUCUGAUGUCACUUGUGCCGUGACGAGUUGGGCUUUGAGAAAUGCCAGACGGAGGAUACUUCUCAUGGCAUUGGAUGGGAUUCGUUCUGAAGUCACUUGUGUCAUGAUGACGAGUUGGGACUCGAGAAAUGCCAGACGGGUGCAUGUGUGUGUGUGUGUGGUGGGGUGGGAAAGGAAGGAAAAAGAAAUCUUCCCCCGCGAUCAGGCGCCGGCAGACGUUAGCGGCGACACCGAGAAAUGCGAGCAUCCCUUGAACCGAGUCUACGAUGAAGAAUACCAUGAAUAUUUAUAUCCUCAUACGAUGAAGCACUUCAACACGGAAAUCCAAGCUUAAUUUUAUUUCAUUUGUAUUCUUCAUCAAACGUGAAACAAC
This is a messenger RNA of Notodromas monacha, 679 nucleotides long. The record is from the annotation of a GenBank genome assembly. NCBI's taxonomy places the organism in Eukaryota, Metazoa, Arthropoda, Ostracoda, Podocopida, Cyprididae.